UUUAUUUCACUAUGAACUUUCGAAUGAAAUAGACGAGGUGUAAUCAUUCGAAUAGCUAAAAUCGUGAAACUUUGAAUAUAAUCUGCCAUCUUCAAACUUCUCCCAUUUAGUGUUUUAUUUAAAUUCAUCUAAAAUUAAUACAAAAAGUGGAAUUUUCACAGCAAAGUGAUCCCCAUUUGUGUACGAAAAAAGGAUAUUAAAAGUGAAGAGAUUUUUUGUUAGCUGUGUGAACAUUUCCAACAGUUUUGGGAUUAAGAAAAAUCAUACUUCAACAGAUUUCUCUCUCCCAAAAAAAAAUCUCCCAAAAGUGUGUGUUCAGUUUAAAUCGCAAUUGAGACCAUCUGCCAGGCUGCCACAGGAGGAACAAGUUUUAAAAAAAUAUGAUUUCUUCCCACAUAAUCACAGGCAGUGUACAAAGGACCUAAAAAAGAAGGAUUUAUUGUGAACACCCUGCAACAAGGAGAUAUUUUUAGUGCAUUUUCUAACCAAUUACAAUAGUACAUAAAUAGUUUUAAAAAAAAUACAUAAUAUAUAUUCUACAAAGCUAAGAAUAUAUCGAUAGUGUCAAGUUAUUUUAGACGGAGACUUUAUUUCUUACAUAACACACAAAAAAUGCGGUUAAAGCGUGAAUCACCCUGUUUGGUACUUCGCUUCAUGCCGAUUAAUAAACUAGGAACCAACCACAAAGAUUACAACCGAAGACGUCGGGAUUCCUCACCAUCGACCCCGGCAAGUCCGUCGGAUUGUGUUGAAAGUAUGUUCCCCGCCACCGAGUCAUCAUCAUCAUCACAUCAACCGGGUAGCCGAAAGUUCUCCCGGAGUUGCUCUAGUCCAGCUGUUUCUUGUGCAGAUAUCGAGUCCCAAUUUGACAUCGAAACACAUCCAGCAUCACCAGUAUUUCCUCAUUUGCUACUUGGCAAUGGACGGGACGCAGUGGAUCCCACAAGUGUUGGUGCCAAUUGUGUACUGAAUGUGACAUGCCAGCCACCGAGUGCCAAGCCAAAACCUGGGCUAAAGUACAAACAGAUUCCGGCCAGCGAUACACCACAUCAGAACAUUAAGCAGUACUUUCAGGAAGCGUAUGAUUUUAUCGAGGAGGCGCGCAAGAAAGGCUCCACAGUAUUACUCCACUGUCAAGCGGGGAUUUCACGGAGUGCAACGAUCGCCAUUGCUUACGUGAUGCGGUACAAGUCGAUGUCACUCUAUGAAGCCUACAAGGUCGUUAAGAUGGCACGACCGAUCAUUUCGCCAAAUUUCAACUUUAUGGGACAACUUCUGGAGCUGGAGCAGAAUCUGCGCGCCAGCGGAAGUCUCGCACCAGCCCCAAGUUCAUCAGCAUCGUCUGAGGAUUCGGGUAUUGCGGACGAGGAAGCCUCAUCGACGUCCUCACUGUCACCCCCAUCCUCAUCAGCCUCCUCAUUGCCCACAUCGCCAAUUGAGCGAGAUUUCUCGGAGGAUGCCACAAGUAGUUCCUGCCUAAGUCCCCCAUCGGACGAUCUCAUGGAUCACACGGACAAAGGGUCGUAGAAGUAGGUGCGAGGAGCAACAUGACUUUAUACUUUUUUUUUAAUGGGAAUUUCCCUCAUUUUCACCGAAUUUUCAUUUCCUUUUAAAAAAAAAUUCUCUUUUGUAAUUUUUUUCCUCUAAAACGUUCAAUUUGGAACCUUUUUUUCUCUUAAAAUAGGUUGUGAUUUUUUUUAUUCCCUCUUUUAGUUCAUUUUAUAUAAAUCAUUUUAUUGAAAAAUGGGGGUAUAGUAGAGAUUGAUUAGAAGAAGAAGAAAAACGGGUAAUUUUUUUUGUUAAAAAUAAUAGCUCAGAGUACCCCUUAAUUAUUUUUUUUUCACGCUAGAAUUGCUUCAAUUUCUUUUAAUCCAAAAGAAAGUUCAGGACUUUCUCUCAGUUUUACGGAAAAAAAAAAUUAAUUCAGCAAUUCUUCACAGAUUCGAUAGAUUCUCAUCCUUUAAAACAAAUUGCAUCCUUUUCAUUUUCUUUUUGUAAAUAAUUUCAAAGAAAAAUCAUCAUAAAUAUCUACAAAUUAAUUAUCUUAAUAUAUAAAUUCGAAAAGAAAUCUAGUCUUUAGAUGAAAUAUUUUGAAAGAAAAAAAGAAUGAAGAAUUAUUAUUUAAAGAAGAAAAAGUUGAAUUUUAGCAAUUAAGGGAUGAAUUAAGGAAAAAACUGUGUAUAUAAAUUCAUUAGUUUUUAAGAAAGAUAAAAAAAAAUCGCGAAAGGGGAUUUUUCACAACAACAAAAAUGUAAAUGAUAAUUUUUGUAGAAGAACAAUUUUUUUCAAAAUGCAUUAUAAAUUUAUCUAUCAAGGCUGUGUUUCAACAAUACAAUAAGAAACAAAUUAUAUAAUUACCUUUUAAAGAAUAAUAAUGAUGAAGAAAACAUACAUAUAAUAUUGCAUUAGCUGUAGAAACGAUAUUCAAAAUAUUUAACAAAAAAAAAAUAAACAACCAACAUAUCUAACGUGAGGAAAAAACGGUUAAAAAAUUAAUGUUCAAAAAAUAUUUAAAAAUAAAAGGAAUUGUAAAAUUUACAAAGAAAAAAUAUCAUAGAAUGAGCCUUAAUUUUUUUUUCAAAUCAACUUAAGAAAAUUAAGUAGGAUGAAAAUGCAUUUUUUGCUCUUUUAUAAAGCGCUAAAAAUAUUUUCACACUGAUACUGUUAUCACACACGCAGGUAUUUCCUUUUCUUUUCGGUGUCAAAGUUUCUCCAGCUGACGCGUAAGAGAAUGAAGAGGCGGUUGCUCAUUUCACAGAAAAUUACGUACCACCAAAAGGUAUUUUUUUGUGUGUUUGAGAACCGCGCAAAGCGAACUGAUAGAAAUUUGGUGAAUUUUUCAUCACAAAAAAACCUUACCUAUUAUACAUAAUAUUAAAAAAAAAAAACUAAUAUUUAUAUAUUCUAAAGAGAGAGAAGAAGAAAAAAUUGUACCCCGAAUUAAUUGUAUUUUGUGGAGUGACACAGUGAUUGCACUCAAUGUGUCCUUUCUGUAUUUUUGGCGUGCAGUGAAUCUAUAAAUGGAUUUUUCUUUUUUCAAUUGAUAAACCCUUUUUUCUAAGGAAUGCUGCAAAGCUAUGUAACCACCCCUCCCACGCAUAUUACCCCCCAAAAAAAGGGUGUGAAUUUUAUUUAUAUAACGUUGAAUGUUUUUUUUUCUUCUACGGGGGUGAUGAUGUGGAAGGGAGGGAGAAAAAAAUGGACAUGUAAAUAGAAUUGUAAUUUGCAAGUAUAAAAAAAAACAAGAUUUAUUUGUAAGGUGAAAAAAAGAAUAAAAAUUGUGUAAAUCUA
Molecule: messenger RNA, 3291 nt
Organism: Lutzomyia longipalpis
Lineage: Eukaryota; Metazoa; Arthropoda; Insecta; Diptera; Psychodidae
Product: dual specificity protein phosphatase 10-like
Exons: 4
Coding region: 613-1527 (304 amino acids)
Biological process (GO): protein dephosphorylation; negative regulation of MAPK cascade
Cellular component (GO): cytosol; cytoplasm
Molecular function (GO): protein tyrosine/threonine phosphatase activity; MAP kinase tyrosine/serine/threonine phosphatase activity
Source: RefSeq, a predicted model, not a curated record